AUGCCAUAAAUUACUUUUCCUUUAGCUUAAUAAUAAACAUAAUAAAAUUUUUCUAUAGAUUAAUUUGUUAUUGGAAAAAAACUAGGUAGUGGUAAAUUUUCGGAAAUAUAUUUAGCAAUGGAAAAAUAAACUGGUUUUAAAUUUGCAAUUAAAUAAAUAAAAAAAGAAACAGUUUUAGAAUUUAAAAUGGAAAGAGAUAUUAUAAACGAAAUAAAGGCUUUAGCUUUUUUAAAUCAUCCUGGAAUAACUAAAUUAUAUGGUUAUUUCUAUGAAAAUGAUAUAUUUUAUAUUAUGUAGGAAUUAGCUUGUGGAUAAGAAUUAUACGCAGAUAUGAAAUUAUAAUAGAAUAAAAGAUAUACAGAAUAACAAACAGCUAAUUUUAUAGUGUAGAUCAUAGAUAUUUUAUUAUAUAUUCAUUCUAAAAAUAUAGUUCAUAGAGAUAUAAAACCUGAAAAUAUAAUGAUUUGUUCAGGAAUUUUAAAGCUUUGUGAUUUUGGAUGUUCUGGGAUUGUAUAAAAAGAUUAAAUGAGAUAAACUUUUUGCGGGACAUUAGAUUAUGUCAGUCCUGAAAUGGUUGAAGGAAAAGAAUAUGAUUUUUCAGUAGAUAUUUGGAGUUUAGGUGUACUUACUUAUGAAUUGAUGUUUGGAAAAGCACCAUUUACAGCAUAGAAUCAUGAUGCUAUAUUCAAAAAAGUUGUCAAAAGUAGUUUAAACUUUCCUGGACCUAUUUCGUUUGAAGGUGCUGAAUUUAUUUAAAAUAUAUUAAUUAAAAAUCCUAGUUAAAGAAUUAAUUUAAUGCAAGCAUAUUAACAUCCUUUUAUUUAAAAUAAUUUAAGAGCUAAAAAUAAGAAUUAGAAAUUUGAUAUUGAUAAGAAAGACUUAAAUAUUUUAUAAAUAAAUUGA
Messenger RNA from Ichthyophthirius multifiliis, 903 nucleotides. RefSeq names its product protein kinase domain protein. Gene Ontology annotation, biological process: regulation of cytokinesis; mitotic spindle organization; protein phosphorylation. Gene Ontology annotation, molecular function: ATP binding; protein kinase activity. Lineage: Eukaryota; Ciliophora; Oligohymenophorea; Hymenostomatida. The transcript has 4 exons. Gene Ontology annotation, cellular component: chromosome passenger complex; spindle pole centrosome; spindle microtubule. The record is from RefSeq and is a predicted model, not a curated record.